Molecule: messenger RNA, 2391 nt
Organism: Tachyglossus aculeatus (Australian echidna)
Lineage: Eukaryota; Metazoa; Chordata; Mammalia; Monotremata; Tachyglossidae
Gene: ACVR2A
Product: activin A receptor type 2A
Exons: 11
Coding region: 151-1698 (515 amino acids)
Biological process (GO): protein phosphorylation; cellular response to growth factor stimulus; activin receptor signaling pathway
Cellular component (GO): plasma membrane; activin receptor complex
Molecular function (GO): activin receptor activity; activin binding; ATP binding
Source: RefSeq, a predicted model, not a curated record
UCCUCAGCCUCGUCGCGGGGCUCCGUGAGCGGCGGCGGCGGCCGCAUGGGCUCCUGAGCGGCCCCGCACGGUUCUCCCCCCCCCCCAUCCCGGGGGCGGGAGAUGCCGCUGUCGGGUUGAGGGGACCCCCCCCCCCCCUCAGUCCGGGCCAUGGCCGCCAACGCCAACGCCAACCUGGCGCUGGCCGUCUUCCUCGUGUCCUGCUCCUCAGGUGCCAUCCUGGGCAGAUCAGAAACCCAAGAGUGCAUCUUCUACAAUGCUAACUGGGAGAAAGAUAAAACCAAUCACAGUGGCCUGGAGCCGUGCUACGGUGAUAAAGAUAAAAGGCGACACUGUUUUGCCACCUGGAAGAACAUCUCUGGUUCAAUUGAAAAAGUGAAGCAGGGUUGUUGGCUGGAUGACGUCAACUGCUAUGACAGAACCGACUGCGUAGAAAAAAAGGACAGCCCUGAAGUGUUUUUCUGCUGCUGCGAAGGCAACAUGUGUAACGAAAGGUUCUUCUAUUUUCCAGAAAUGGAGGUCACACAACCAACUUCCAAUCCGGUCCCCCCCAAGCCCGCCCUGUUCAGUACCUUGCUUUACGCGCUGGUGCCCCUGAUGGGAAUCGCUGUGGCUAUCCUCUUUGCGUUUUGGAUCUAUAGGCAUCACAAGCUGGCCUAUCCUCCGGUGCUUGUCCCCACCCAGGAUCCAGGACCACCUCCUCCUUCCCCUCUGCUGGGUUUGAAGCCGCUGCAGCUGCUCGAGAUCAAGGCCCGGGGACGAUUCGGUUGUGUCUGGAAAGCGCAGCUGCUUAAUGAAUACGUAGCAGUCAAAAUCUUUCCCAUCCAGGACAAACAGUCGUGGCAGAACGAGUACGAGGUCUACAGCUUGCCCGGGAUGAAACACGAGAACAUCUUGCAGUUUAUCGGUGCCGAGAAAAGGGGCACCAGCAUCGACGUGGAUCUGUGGCUGAUCACGGCCUUUCACGAAAAGGGUUCGCUGACCGAUUUCCUCAAAGCGAACGUGGUCUCCUGGAGUGAACUGUGUCACAUUGCAGAAACGAUGGCCCGAGGCCUGGCGUACCUUCACGAGGACAUACCGGGCCUCAAAGAGGGACACAAACCUGCCAUAUCCCACCGGGAUAUCAAAAGUAAAAACGUGCUGCUGAAAAACAACCUGACAGCCUGCAUUGCCGACUUCGGGCUGGCGCUCAAGUUCGAGGCUGGAAAAUCCGCGGGCGACACCCACGGCCAGGUGGGGACGCGCCGCUACAUGGCCCCGGAGGUGCUGGAGGGCGCCAUCAACUUCCAGAGGGACGCCUUUCUGCGGAUAGACAUGUACGCCACGGGGCUGGUGCUCUGGGAGCUGGCCUCCCGCUGCACCGCCGCAGACGGCCCCGUGGACGAGUACAUGCUGCCCUUCGAGGAGGAGAUCGGCCAGCACCCGUCCCUGGAAGACAUGCAGGAGGUGGUGGUGCACAAAAAGAAGCGGCCCGUUCUGAGGGAGUGCUGGCAGAAACACGCCGGGAUGGCCAUGCUCUGUGAGACCAUAGAGGAGUGCUGGGAUCACGACGCAGAAGCCCGCCUGUCGGCCGGCUGCGUGGAAGAGCGGAUCGGCCAGAUGCAGAGACUCACAAGUAUUAUCACCACAGAGGACAUUGUGACAGUGGUCACCAUGGUGACAAACGUUGACUUUCCUCCCAAAGAGUCCAGCCUAUGAUAGGUGCGGCGGUCACCCCGCCUCCCCGCCCCUUUCCUCCUCCUCCUCCCUCUCCUCCUCCUCCUCCUCCUCCCGCCCGGCCCCGAGCAACGGACUCCGAGCCGCCGGAUUUCCGGGGACCCCGCGAGGAGCCAGCGGACUUUCGGGAAGGACGGUAAGGCGGCCGUCUUGGCUGCGGCCCGGGUCCCGCGGAGAAGCGGCAGGCUCGAAGGGGACGGACGGCGAGGGAGAGGCGCGCGAAGGAGCCCGCGGCGCCGGGACAGAGCGAGGGUUGCGGAACCGACGUCGGGUUUCUUAAAACGUCCGUCCGGAGAGACUGAUUCCUUAAAUGAACUACUGCUAUUUUUUUUAAAUCGGGGAAAAAAAAAAAAAGAAAAAAAGAGAAAAGAAAGACCCACCGGAGUUUCGUUUCAGAUUUCAGAAAAAGGGUAACUUGUUUUUAUUGCAUUUGCUGUUGUGUUUCUAUAAAUGACUCUUGUAAUGCCAAUAUGCCACAGCUUGUGAAUGUUUAGUGUGCUGCUGUUCCGUGUACAUAAACAACAAGUAAUCAGAGUGGGAUACAUUUAAAAGAGGCUUCCAAGCAUUACUCUAACCUCCCUCAACAAGGUAUACCUCAGUUCCACGGUUGCUAAAUUAUAAGGUUGAAAACACUAACAGAUUUGAAUAAUAAACCGAUCCGUGUUUUUGUAAUGA